CAUUUUAAACAUCAACAACUACCUUAAAAAUGUUCAUCAAGUUGCAAAUUGUCCUUAAUCACCCCGUUAUACCGGUAUAUUUUUAAGAGAUUUUAUGCCCUGGUAUACUAUGGCAUAGAUAAUACACAUAAUUUUCUAUGAUGAUAACGAUUAAUGAAUGAAUUUAUCAAAAACUAAAUUAACACGGAUUUCUGUUCUCAUAUUGAAAUUAUAAAUUAAUUUAAAGGUAUGGUUAAUUGGAUGGAUGCAUUGAUGAUUAAUACGGUAACGGAGGGAACUAUGAGUUUAUUACGAACCAUAGGAAUCUUUAAAUCUAGCUCAGUGGACAAACCACCAACAACCAUAAUGAUAAGAGCUCCAUUGUGGCAACUUGCUCAAGAGGCCGGUCCUUUUGUUAGGCUGGCAGGACUAAGUGGUGCUGCUGCUGUAAUCCUUGGUGCUAUGGGAGCACAUCGAACUUUCCCUGAGACUGAGGCUAAAGACGACUUGAAGAAAAUAUUUGAAACUGCCAAUAGAUUCCAUUUUCUACAUACCCUCGCUUUAGUAACCGUUCCUCUGUGUAGAAGACCGUAUAUAGCUGGUGCAUUUUUUAUUGCUGGUAUGGGAAUGUUCUGUGGAACUUGUUACUACCAUGCUUUCACUGGUGAUAGAAAAUUGCGUCAAGUGACACCUCUCGGUGGGACCUGCUUAAUCUUAGGAUGGAUUGCAAUGGUGUUUUGAAUUAUUUUUCUGCUAGAUAAUUAAGAAAAUAGUCUUAAAUCAGAAGCUAUUUAUUCUUUUAAAGUAGAAAUUAGUUAUGGUGGAUAGGUUCAUAUAAAAAAUGUAGUAUGAAAUAUAUUGUGAUAUUUUAAGUUUUAAUUUGAUUCAUAUCAGACUUUGAUUAUAUUUUUAUUGCUUGAAUUAUAAUGUAGUUAAGAUUAAUACCUGCAUAUUCAUUUGUUCUUCAUUUUCAAUGCAUUGUAAUGCAGAAUAGAAGGAAAGAAUAUUUUAAUAAUAUUCAGUUUUUAAUAAAACAAAAAUAUAUAUUAAUAUGUGAUGGUU
This is a messenger RNA of Bombyx mori (domestic silkworm), 1041 nucleotides long. Its product is annotated as transmembrane protein 256 homolog. NCBI's taxonomy places the organism in Eukaryota, Metazoa, Arthropoda, Insecta, Lepidoptera, Bombycidae. Bases 229 to 720 code for a protein of 163 amino acids. Gene Ontology annotation, cellular component: membrane. The record is from RefSeq and is a predicted model, not a curated record. The transcript has 3 exons.